UAAAAAAAAGGAGAAAAAAAAGAGAGAGAGGAGCGAGAGCCAAAAACGGCGCCGGGCUCAUGGAAGGAGACCAAAUCCAGAGCUUCCCAAUCAUGGGCAUCUCGUCCUCCGCGCCGUCGAGGACUUCCCACCACCGCGGGUGGAGCUGGGGCGCGGCCCUGGCCGGCGCCGCCACGACGGCGGCGGCGGCGGGCGUGCUGGUGUGCCGGCCGAGGGACCCGAGCUUCGAGCUCAUCUCCAUCGGCCUGUCCACCUUCCACUUCCGGCCCCCGGCGGCGCUGGACAUCGGGCUCACCCUCACCGUCCACGCCACCAACCCCAACGUGGUGCCCGUGCGCUACGGCGCCUCCACCGUCUCCAUCCUCUACGGCGGCGCGUGCCUCGGCACCGCGCAGCUCGACGCCGGCGGGCAGCCGGCCACCUCGUGCCGCCUGCUCCACCUCCCGGCCCGGCUCGACGCCCUGGAGAUGGCGCACCACGCCAGGGCCAUCCUCGCCGACGUCGCGCGCCGGCACAUGGAGCUGGACGCCCAGCUGGAGAUCGUCGGCGAGGCCGCCGUGCUGCUCUGGUCGCGCCGCUUCUCCGUCCGCAUCGACAGCCACAUCGUCGUCGACCCCGUCUUCCUCGAGGUCGUCGAGCAGGAUAACCGCUCCGAGAUGCAGCUCUCCCUAGUCUGACCUCAGUAGCGAUGCACCUGAUUCUCUGUAAACCUUAUCAUUUAUAAUUUAUGCAAUGCAAGUGCAAAUUUCCCAGUUC
This is a messenger RNA of Lolium rigidum, 756 nucleotides long. RefSeq lists its product as uncharacterized. The transcript has a single exon. Lineage: Eukaryota; Viridiplantae; Streptophyta; Magnoliopsida; Poales; Poaceae. Gene Ontology annotation, cellular component: plasma membrane. Bases 60 to 677 code for a protein of 205 amino acids. Gene Ontology annotation, biological process: response to desiccation. The record is from RefSeq and is a predicted model, not a curated record.